CCAGCCAAGCUCAGCAAACGCACCCGAGAAACUCCAUCCUCUACUCCACUCCCUCCCUCGCUUUCUCCAAGACAAAGCUAGCUAUAACAAAAAAUGGUUCUCCCCGUCCUCCCCUCCCCCUACCCAACGCGCUUCUCCGCGCCCAAAGCCUCCCUCUUCCGCCUCUUCAGCACCACCUCCCGACGUUCGCCCGCUGCGAUCCAACAGCUCGAAGACAACAACCCCCUGUCGCACAAGCACAAGCGCAAUACAAGCACCAACAGCAGGCUGAGCUCCGAGAUCAGGAAGACAACUACCACGACUACGACGAGCACGCCCAGCUCGCCCGUCAGCGGGAGGAGUUCCGGCGAGAGUGCGGUCUCGGUCGAGAGUUUCGUUUCCAGCUCUGCUUCGAGGUAGAGCGGACGCUUACCUUCUUGUGAGUUCGACGUUGUAUUACAUUUUCUGGCGAUUCAAGUGCUAAUUGGUCCAG
Aaosphaeria arxii CBS 175.79 is the source of this 472-nucleotide messenger RNA. RefSeq lists its product as uncharacterized. The transcript has a single exon. Bases 94 to 399 code for a protein of 101 amino acids. The record is from RefSeq and is a predicted model, not a curated record. Lineage: Eukaryota; Fungi; Ascomycota; Dothideomycetes; Pleosporales.